GAGUGGGUGGACAAGAACCGGCUGGCCCUCACCAAGACGGUCAAGGACGCGGUGCAGAAGAACACGGAGCAGUACAUGAGCGAGCUGGCCGAGCAGCCCGAGCGCAAGAUCACCCGCAACCAGAAGCGCAAGCACGAUGAGAUCAACCACGUCCAGAAGACCUACGCAGAGAUGGACCCCACCACGGCCGCCCUGGAGAAAGAGCACGAGGCGAUCACCAAGGUGAAGUACGUGGACAAGAUCCACAUCGGGCACUACGAGAUCGACGCCUGGUACUUCUCGCCCUUCCCAGAGGAUUAUGGGAAGCAGCCGAAGCUCUGGAUCUGCGAGUACUGCCUCAAGUACAUGAAGUUCGAGAAGACCUACCGCUUCCACCUGGGGCAGUGCCAGUGGCGCCAGCCCCCGGGGCGGGAGAUCUACCGCAAGAGCAACAUCUCCGUGUAUGAGGUCGACGGGAAAGACCACAAGAUCUACUGCCAGAACCUGUGCCUAUUGGCCAAGCUCUUCCUGGACCAUAAGACCCUCUACUUCGACGUGGAGCCCUUCGUCUUCUACAUCCUCACCGAGGUUGACCGCCAGGGUGCCCACAUUGUCGGCUACUUCUCCAAGGAGAAAGAGUCUCCGGACGGCAACAACGUGGCCUGCAUCCUCACUCUGCCCCCCUACCAGCGACGGGGCUACGGGAAAUUCCUCAUUGCCUUCAGCUACGAGCUGUCCAAGCUGGAGAGCACGGUGGGGUCGCCAGAGAAACCGCUCUCGGACCUGGGCAAGCUGAGCUACCGCAGCUACUGGUCCUGGGUGCUCCUGGAGAUCUUGCGGGACUUCCGGGGCACCCUGUCCAUCAAGGACCUCAGCCAGAUGACCAGCAUCACGCAGAACGACAUCAUCAGCACGCUGCAGUCGCUCAACAUGGUGAAGUACUGGAAGGGGCAGCACGUCAUCUGUGUCACCCCCAAGCUGGUGGAGGAGCACCUCAAGAGUGCCCAGUACAAGAAGCCGCCCAUCACUGUGGACUCGGUUUGUCUUCGCUGGGCCCCCCCCAAGCACAAGCAGGCCAAGAUCUCCAAGAAGUGACCAUCUCCGUGGUGUGGCUGAGGCUGGGGAGGAGCUGCCGGCAGCGGUGUAGAACAGCCCACGGCUAGCGCUAAUAUGCCUGGGUUCGGCGGGGGGCUGGGGGCCCGGCCGCCUGGAUUUUUGGGGGGCGGGGUGGGGG
Alligator sinensis (Chinese alligator) is the source of this 1213-nucleotide messenger RNA. RefSeq names its product lysine acetyltransferase 8 (gene KAT8). Bases 76 to 1074 code for a protein of 332 amino acids. The record is from RefSeq and is a predicted model, not a curated record. Gene Ontology annotation, molecular function: histone acetyltransferase activity. Lineage: Eukaryota; Metazoa; Chordata; Crocodylia; Alligatoridae. The transcript is spliced from 9 exons. Gene Ontology annotation, biological process: regulation of DNA-templated transcription.